Messenger RNA from Pipistrellus nathusii (Nathusius's pipistrelle), 2580 nucleotides. The record is from the annotation of a GenBank genome assembly. Lineage: Eukaryota; Metazoa; Chordata; Mammalia; Chiroptera; Vespertilionidae.
AUGGCCGGCCUGGCUCUGCUGGGCCUCUGGGCUCUGCUGGGCCUCGGAGCGGGGGCCCCGCUGUGUCUGUCCCGGCAGCUCCGGACGCGGGGGGACUACGUGCUGGGGGGGCUCUUCCCCCUGGGCGCGGCCGAGGACGCGGGCCUCGGCCCCAGGACCCAGCCCAACACCACCGAGUGCACCAGGUUCUCCUCGCUCGGCCUGCUCUGGGCCCUGGCCAUGAUGAUGGCCGUGGAGGAGAUCAACCGGGGGUCGGCCCUGCUGCCCGGCCUGCGCCUGGGGCACGACAUCUUCGACAGCUGCUCGGAGCCCGUGGUGGCCAUGAAGCCCAGCCUGGGGUUCAUGGCCGAGGCGGGCGGCCGCGACGUUGCCGCCUACUGCGACUACUCACGGUACCGGCCCCGCGUGCUGGCCGUCAUCGGGCCCCACUCCACCGAGCUGGCCCUGGUCACCGGCAAGCUCUUCGGCUUCUUCCUCAUGCCCCAGGUCAGCUACGGGGCCAGCGCAGGCCGGCUGAGCGACCGGGAGGCCUUCCCCUCCUUCUUCCGCACCGUGCCCAGCGACCGCGCCCAGGUGGCGGCCGUGGUGGAGCUGCUGCACGCGCUCCAGUGGAACUGGGUGGCCGCCGUGGGCAGCGACGACGAGUACGGCCGGCAGGGCCUGAGCCUCUUCUCCAGCCUGGCCAGCGCGCGGGGCCUCUGCAUCGCCCACGAGGGGCUGCUGCCGGCGGCCGCGGGGGGCGCCCACGGCCCGCAGCUGGGCGCGGCGCAGGGGCUGCUGCGCCAGGUGAACCAGAGCCGCGUGCAGGUGGUGGUGCUAUUCUCCUCGGCCCGGGCGGCCCGCGCCCUCUUCAGCUUCAGCAUCCGCUCCGGGCUGGCGCCCAAGGUGUGGGUGGCCAGCGAGGCCUGGCUGACGUCGGCCCCGGUGCUGUCCCUGCCCGGCCUGGCCCGCGUGGGCACCGUGCUGGGCUUCCUGCAGCGGGGCGCCCCGAUGCCCGACUUCCCGGCCUACGUGCACGCCCGCCUGGCCCGGGCCGCCGACCCCGCCUUCUGCGCCUCGCUGGACACGGGGCAGCCGGACCCCGAGGGGCACGUGGCGGGGCCCCGCUGCCCGCAGUGCGACCGCGUCUCGCCGGAGGACGUGUCCACCGGCCUCCUGCACCACCAGGCCUUCUCGGCUUACGCCGCCGUGUACAGCGUGGCCCAGGCCCUGCACAACACGCUGCUCUGCAACGCCUCAGGCUGCCCCCCACGGGCGCCCGUGAGGCCCUGGCAGCUCCUGGAGAACAUGUACAACAUGAGCUUCCGGGUGCGGGGCCUGCCGCUGCGGUUCGACGCCAGCGGGAACGUGGACAUGGCCUACGACCUGAAGCUCUGGGUGUGGCGGGACCCGGAGCCCGAGCUGCGCACGGUGGGCAGCUUCGACGGCCGCCUGCAGCUGCAGCUGUCCCAGAUGCGCUGGCACACGCCCGGGAACGUGAGGCCCGUGUCCCAGUGCUCCAGGAAGUGCCAGGAGGGCCAGGUGCGCCGGGUGAAGGGGUUCCACUCCUGCUGCUACGACUGCGUGGACUGCAAGGCAGGCAGCUACCGGCGCAGCCCAGAUGACCUCUUCUGCACCCCGUGCGGCCAGGACCAGUGGUCCCCCGACAGGAGCCUGCGCUGCUUUGCCCGCAGGCCCCGGUGGCUGGCCUGGGGGGAGCCGGCCGUGCUGGUGCUGCUCGCGCUGCUGGCCCUGACGCUGGGCCUGGUGCUGGCGGCCCUGGUGCUGUUCGUCCGGCACCGGGACAGCCCCCUGGUGCAGGCCUCGGGCGGGCCACGGGCCUGCUUCGGCCUGGUCUGCCUGGGCCUGGCCUGCCUCAGCGUCCUCCUGCUGCCUGGCCGGCCCCGGCCCGCCGGCUGCCUGGCCCAGCAGCCGCUGCUGCACCUGCCCCUCACGGGCUGCCUGAGCACCCUCCUCCUGCGGGCGGCCGAGGUCUUUGUGGAGGCGGAGCUGCCGCCCGGCUGGGCGCACCGGCUGCGCGGGCACCUGCGGGGGCGGCGGGCCUGGCUGGUGGUGCUGCUGGCCGUGCUGGCGGAGGCGGCGCUGUGCACCUGGUACCUGGUGGCCUUCCCGCCGGAGGUGGUGACCGACUGGCAGGUGCUGCCCACGGAGGCGCUGGCGCACUGCCGUGUGCGCUCCUGGGUGGGCUUCGCCCUGGUGCACGCCGGCAACGCCGUGCUGGCCUCGCUCUGCUUCCUCGGCACCUUCCUGGUGCACCGCCAGCCCGGCCGCGGCGAGGGCGCCCGCAGCCUCACCUUCGCCAUGCUGGCCUACUUCAUCACCUGGGUCUCCUUCAUGCCCGUCUUCGCCAACGUGCACGUGGCCUACCAGCCCGCCGUGCAGAUGGGCGCCAGCCUCCUCUGCGUCCUAGGCAUCCUGGCCACCUUCCACCUGCCCAGGUGCUACCUGCUGCUGCGGCAGCCGGCGGGCACCUCGCCCGCAUCCUCCCUAGGAGGGGGUCCGGACGGUGCCAGCGGGCCGGGCGGCAGCAGGGGUGGAGCCCACGACCCAGCGACCUCGCCCCAGGGCGCCCAGACCUAG